Messenger RNA from Myxocyprinus asiaticus (Chinese sucker), 4319 nucleotides. Its product is annotated as sphingomyelin phosphodiesterase 2-like. The record is from RefSeq and is a predicted model, not a curated record. The transcript is spliced from 11 exons. NCBI's taxonomy places the organism in Eukaryota, Metazoa, Chordata, Actinopteri, Cypriniformes, Catostomidae. Bases 350 to 1672 code for a protein of 440 amino acids. Gene Ontology annotation, cellular component: cytoplasm. Gene Ontology annotation, molecular function: sphingomyelin phosphodiesterase activity.
UAUGCGAUACGGCUUACACGCUGCAGUGUUGCAUAGUGGUACUUUUUAGUAAAAGCAAAACUUGAUUAAUAUUUGUCAAGGAGUGUGUCGAUGCAUUAUGUAUAAACAUACAUGAUAGAACAAUCACAGGGAGAUGAUUUAGUCAGCUGUGAGAUGAGCAUAUGUUCAUUUUACAACCUAAGAGUUUAAGGUUCAGUUGAAAAGUUAAAUGCAUAAAGCUCGAUACACCGUUUCUAACGCAGUUUUGACGCGGAGUGAAAAGUGAUUUGGAUUGUUUUGCGCGCGACAUCAUUUCAAACUCCAGCGCAAGACUGGCUCAUACCCAUCCCAAAACUCCACACUCAUCACAAUGCCAACAUCUGCACCAAUCAGAUUACGCGUAUUCUCUCUCAACUGCUGGGGGAUCAGAUUCCUCAGUAAACACUGCGUAGAGCGUUUCAUUUUGAUCGGAAAUCUGCUGAAUAAAGAGGAGCUUGAUAUCGCAUUAUUGCAAGAGGUGUGGUGUGAGAAAGACUUUCUCUUUCUAAAGAAGAAGCUUGGCAGUGUUUAUCCCUAUUCACAUUAUUUUAAAAGUGGAUUUAUAGGGAGCGGUCUGGCCGUUUUCUCCAAACACAGAAUUCAUGAAGCUUUCCUGUACAGAUACUCAUUAAAUGGCUAUCCUUACAUGGCCCAACACGGAGACUGGUUCGGUGGCAAGGCCGUCGGCAAGAUCUUGAUCACUGUCUGUGGGCUGACAGUUCAUGUCUUUGUCACUCAUUUGCAUGCAGAGUACUGCCGAGACAGAGACUCGUAUCUGCCGCACAGAGUUGUGCAGGCAUGGGAGCUACAACAGUUCGUAAGGCAUACUUGUGCUGGAGCAGAUGUGGUGAUCCUGGGCGGAGAUUUAAACAUGCAGCCGGACGAUCUCGGUACCAGACUGUUGCGGAACUGCACGGGACUAAAGGAUUGUUUCAAUGAGGCUGCCAGCUUUGAUGGAUGCGAGGGGGGAAACACACACAUAACUGAGAAUCCUUUCACAAAUACUGAGGAACUCAUUCCAUAUGGUGGAGGAAUUCGGAUAGACUACAUCUUGUUUAAGGGAUCUGGGCAAGCAGAUGUGAGUUGUGAGUCUUUGUCCACUACCAAGGGUCCUGUUCCUGGGCAACCCUUCCCUUUCUCUGACCAUGAGGCUCUUACUGCCGAAUUCCUGCUUACUCCCACUAAAAAGGGCCAUGGAUGCUCAGAGAGAGAAUCUGGCUGUGCUGAAGAUAAGCUUCCCGAGCUGGUAAAUACAGUAAAUGAAGCUCGUACUGAAGUGAAGGUGGGUCUACACUGUGCUGAGCGCAUGCGCCACACUGCGGCUCGUACCGGCAUCAUGGGUCUUGUCUUGUUACUACUUGAGCUAGCAAUCGCUGCUGUGCCCAUAUUUGCCCUGGGAGCUGAACAGCCAUUCCCUAAAGCCUCCUUUUACCUGUUGGGGGCACUGUGCUUUGCUAUUCUACUCUGCACAUUGCUGCUGUACAUCUUCUACAGCAUGGAGGUGAAGGCAUUGCAAGGAGCUGAGGACCAGAUGAGGUUGUCAUUGGGUAGCCUUCAGGAAAGUCUUAAGGUGUCCCCCAAGGGUCUGUCCUCGGACCUUUUUCGAAAUCCACUAGAUGCUCAGGACCCUGCUACUUUGGAGCCAGAUAACUAAACACAAUGUUGUGACACUAUUUUAGGAUGUCUUAACUGAAAGCCACUCCAGUUUUAUUACCUAUGCAAUUUUCAUGUCCUGUUUAAGGGCUUUUGGUUUGACCAGACAAAACUACUGUUCAAAUGUUUGGAAUCACUAUGAAUUUCUAUUCACCAAAAAUGCUAAAAAAUUGAUUAUAAAUAUCUUUACUGUAAUUUUUUAUGUAACAAAUAACUAUUUAACAAACGCUGUAUUUUUAGAAAACUGUCUGUUAAUUACAUCAGCAACUUAAAGAAGACAUUAUAUUGCGAUUUGCACUGUUAAGUGUAUAUUCAAGGUUCAAUACAGUUUAGCUCAGUCAACAGCAUUUGUGGCAUAAUGUUGAUUACCAUAAAAAAAAUUUAAAAAAAGCAAAAAUCGAAGUUACAGUGAGGCACUUACAAUGGAAGUGAAUGGGGCAAAUUUUGUAAUGGUUUAAAGUCAGAAAUGUGAAGUGAAUAAUUUUAUAAAAGCACUUACAUUAAUUCUUCUGUUAAAACUUUUGUACUAUUUGAGCUGUGAAGUUGCUGAAAUCGUCGUUUUUAUGGUUGUUUUAGGGUUUACAGCAUUACGUCAUCACGGGUAUGGAGUUGUACGAUUGGAUAUAACUUACACUGAAAAAGUCAUGUUAAAACAAAUAUUGUUUAUGUCUCGUGGCUAUACUUGUCAAACAGUGAGUAUUUUAAUGUUUACGGAUUGGCCCCUUUCACUUCUAUUAAAAGUGCCUCACUUUUUUUUAAAGGAGGGACGAGUCAAAAUACAUUUUCAUGGUAAUCGUCAAUAUGCCACAAAUGCUGCCAAUUAAGCUUAACUUGGAAUAUUCCUUUUAAGUGGUGCAACCAUUUUUAACUAUGCUAAUAGUAAGAAAGACACACGGAAAGAUUUCUCAAUGAUUAUGUAACUGCUAAAAAUGAGGCUUUGUUGUCACAGGUAAAAAUGUAUUUAACAUUUUAAAAGGCUGUAUAAAAAAUAUUUUAAACUGAAAUACUUAUUUACAGUAUUACUGUUUUAACUGUAUUUUGAUCAGUUAAAUCCCACAUUGAUGAUCAGAUGCAUCGGCUUAUUUAAAACAAACAAACAAAUGAUUUGUGAUUCCAGAGAUUUACACGGUAGAGUAACUUCAAAGAAAACCAAAGGGAAAUCACUAAAAAUACUUCCAUGACAGAUCCACUUAACCUUAGAAGAAUGGACCACUAUUAAUCACAUAUGUAACAGCUCAUUAUUGUUUGUCACUAAGGCAUGCUCAUAGAAUAUUCUUUUGUGUACUCAGUAUUGUCAUGUUAACCUUUGUAAACCGAGACCUGCUGGGCAGGUGUCUCCGUUCUGUUUAUGUUAAAUGUUUCCAGUCGUCAGCUUUCAGAUUUGUUGUACUUUCAUUGUGAUUAGAGAGGUUUGGUUAUGGUUAUGGUUUUGUCUAUUAUGAGUCCAUUUUGGGAACUGAUACUAAAAACAAUCUCUUCAACUGUUUAACAGUUUAUGUUUUAGACAAUCAAGCAGAGGAAAAAAUGGACAGCGUAACUGUAGGUGGUGCCGUUAUUAGUUUGUUUGUCAAACCACUCCAUACCUGUAUAAAGGUUUUGUCCUUUUCGUGAAACCUGUCAACAACCUCAUGUAUCUACAGGGUUGUGAGGGUUACUUUUGAAAUGUAUUCCACUACAGAUUACAGAAUACAUGCUGUAAAAUGUCAUUUGUAACGUAUUCCGUUAGAUUACUCGAGGUCAGUAAUGUAUUCUAAAUACUUUGGAUUACUUCUUCAGCACUGGUAGAUUUUUUUCACUUGUUUUGACUAUAAAAACUCUGCCAGUACAGUAAGACAAAAUACACAUGUUAAAAAUACAUUCUCUGAAAAACCGAAAUAUCUUAUGCAGUGUUGUUUCUAAAACAAGAUCAAUCAAACUGAUCGUGUUUUAAGGAUUUUUAGAUAUUUUUACAGGAAAACAAUACAAAAAUUAUCAACAAUAUGAUUUUUGCCCUAAUAUCAAAGGUCUUCCUAGGAAAAAAAGAAAUUAUGAUCUAACGUGAAUUUUCUUAUUAAAAAAAUAUGAUCGUGCCUGGUAACGUGCAUGUAAAAUGGCUAGAAAUAGCAUUUUAUCUUAGCGUAAAGCUGACAAUUUACAUUUAUGCAUUUGGCAGACACUUUUAUCCAAUGCAAAUUACAGUGCACUUAUUACAGGGACAAUCCCCCUGGAGCAACCUGGAGUUAAGUGCUUUGCUCAAGGACACAAUGGUGGCGGCUGUGGGGGUCAACAGCAACCUUCUGAUUACCAGUUAAGUGCUUUAGCCCACUACACCACCACCACUCUGUUUCACCGCUGUUCAAAAGCACUUUGGAUCGCAUCAUAUAUAUGUAUAAAUGAAUUCCAUCAGAAAGGACUAAAUAUUAAAUGAAACAAAUGACAAUAAAAUGCAAAGUAAUCUCUUCAGUAAUCAAAGUACUUUUUGAAUGUAACUGUAUUCUGAUUACCAAUGAUUUAAACUAACUGUAGUGGAAUACAGUUACUUAUAUUUUGUAUUUUAAAUAUGUAAUCCUGUUACAUGUAUUCCGUUACUCCCCAACCCUGUGUGUCUAUUAUAUAACACUUUGCAUAACUGUAUCUUUUAUAAAAGUAAUAAACAAUUCACAAAGUUA